GGCAAUGGCAAAGCAGUACGACUCGGUAGAGUGCCCCUUUUGUGAUGAAGUGACCAAAUACGAGAAGCUCGCCAAAAUCGGCCAAGGCACCUUCGGGGAGGUGUUUAAGGCCAAGCACCGCCAGACCGGUGAGAAGGUGGCUUUGAAGAAGGUGCUGAUGGAAAACGAGAAGGAGGGGUUCCCCAUUACAGCCUUGCGGGAGAUCAAGAUCCUCCAGCUACUAAAACACGAGAAUGUGGUCAACUUGAUUGAGAUUUGCCGAACCAAAGCGUCCCCCUAUAAUCGCUGCAAAGGCAGUAUAUACCUGGUGUUUGACUUCUGCGAGCAUGACCUUGCUGGGCUGCUGAGCAAUGUCUUGGUCAAGUUCACGCUCUCUGAGAUCAAGAGGGUAAUGCAGAUGCUGCUCAACGGUCUCUACUACAUCCACAGGAACAAGAUCCUGCACAGGGACAUGAAGGCUGCUAAUGUGCUCAUCACCCGUGAUGGAGUCCUAAAGCUGGCAGACUUUGGGCUGGCCCGGGCCUUCAGCCUAGCCAAGAACAGCCAGCCCAACCGGUAUACCAACCGUGUGGUGACACUCUGGUACCGGCCCCCGGAGCUGUUGCUUGGGGAGCGGGACUACGGCCCCCCCAUUGACCUAUGGGGUGCAGGGUGCAUCAUGGCAGAGAUGUGGACCCGGAGCCCUAUCAUGCAGGGCAACACAGAGCAGCACCAGCUUGCCCUCAUCAGCCAGCUCUGUGGCUCCAUCACCCCAGAGGUAUGGCCAAACGUGGACAAAUAUGAGCUGUUUGAGAAGCUGGAACUGGUCAAGGGCCAGAAGCGGAAGGUGAAGGAGAGACUGAAGGCCUACGUGCGUGACCCUUACGCACUGGACCUCAUCGACAAGCUGCUGGUGCUGGAUCCUGCACAGCGCAUUGACAGUGACGACGCUCUCAACCAUGACUUCUUCUGGUCCGACCCCAUGCCCUCGGACCUCAAGGGCAUGCUAUCCACCCACCUGACGUCCAUGUUCGAGUACUUGGCGCCACCACGCCGGAAGGGCAGCCAGAUUACCCAGCAGUCGACCAACCAAAGCCGAAAUCCCACCACUACCAACCAGACGGAGUUUGAGCGUGUCUUCUGAGGGUGGGCACUUUUCUUUAGGGCUAUCGUUUUAUGUUUUCUUCUGUUAUGUGACUUGCAUUGUGGAGAUGCUGAGGCAUUUAAGUUUUUUCUCUAGUGCAUAUUUUGUUUAAUCCUCACCCCGGGUAGUGGGAACAACCAGUCAAGUGGACUGGAGUGAAAUGUCCAUUGGCGGAAAGGCCAUGAAGGCACCGGGACUGUCUUGCCUCAUUCCCUGGCUUUCUGGAUGGUGUCCAGAGGGUCUCCAUUUACCUUAGGACAUGAAUGGGGUGGAAGGAGAGGCUCACCCCACAGUAACUUUCUAAGAGCUCCCAGCAUGAUGGGUGGAGGGGACAGGUCCCUUGCCCACCUCCAACCCUCCUCUUGGGAUGAGAAGCUUGAGUGGAGAAUAGAGCUGGCCCCAGGAAUGGGCUGCUCUUGGCCUGACCCUCAGAAGCACUGGGGCCAGUGAAAACCCUGUUUCUUCAGUAGAAUUUUAUCAUGUUUCUUUUGUUCAGUUGAAAGACAUUUCUGGAUGUUCAGUUACAAUUAAAAGUUGACUUUUUUUUCCCAGUAA
Galeopterus variegatus (Sunda flying lemur) is the source of this 1678-nucleotide messenger RNA. It is a transcript of the gene CDK9, whose product is annotated as cyclin-dependent kinase 9. Gene Ontology annotation, molecular function: ATP binding; cyclin-dependent protein serine/threonine kinase activity. Gene Ontology annotation, biological process: protein phosphorylation. Lineage: Eukaryota; Metazoa; Chordata; Mammalia; Dermoptera; Cynocephalidae. The transcript has 7 exons. Gene Ontology annotation, cellular component: nucleus. The coding region runs from base 5 to 1123 and encodes 372 amino acids. The record is from RefSeq and is a predicted model, not a curated record.